AUGCGUUCAGCAGUCGUCGCCUUUUUGAUUGCUUGGAUGGGGUCCUUGUCCCUCUGCAAUGGGAGAGAAAAUCCCGCGGCCCGACGGCACCCAAAGUUCACUCGACGCGCUGUUCCCUUUGACAAAUGGACUCGGAACGGCCCAGUUCCUAGGAAAUUCGACAGCGUUAGUACAAGGAGAUUCGCUGUUAAUGGCACCGGGAUUCCUGAUGUUGCUUUUGACAUUGGUGAAGCAUAUGCGGGGACGCUUUCCACUACAAAAGAUCUGAAUGGAACUGAGAGAUUCUACUUCUGGUUCCAACCUUCACCUAAUCCGACUGCGAAGAAGGAGAUUGUUAUUUGGCUUAAUGGUGGUCCAGGAUGCUCAUCCCUUGAGGGACUUCUGCAAGAGAAUGGGCCUUUCUUAUGGCAGUAUGGCACCUAUAAACCCGUCCCGAACCCGUGGAGCUGGCACCAUCUCAGUAACGUGCUUUGGGUAGAACAGCCAAUUGGCACAGGCUUCUCUCAGGGACAUGUGACGGCUAGGAAUGAGGAGGAUGUAGCAAAGCAGUUUUUGGGCUUCUUUAAGAAUUUUGUUGAGACAUUUUCCACGCAAGGAUACAAGGUGUACAUCACGGGGGAGUCUUACGCCGGCAUGUACUGCCCGUAUAUCGCAAGCGCUAUGCUAGAUGCAAAUGAUACAACCCAUUUCAACAUGAAGGGCAUGAUGAUCUACGACCCUGUUAUUGGCGUUACCAGGCUUCAAAACGACAUUGUCACCGUUCCUUUUAUCGAUUCCAACAGAAACUUGUUUCCACUCAACGAUUCAUUCGUCAAGGAAAUCCACCGUGCUGAUAAAGAUUGCGGCUUUGCCGCGUUGCGUGCAAAACAUCUCAAAUACCCACCUAAUAGUCGACUGCCCUCCGUCUUGCCUGGCCUCGACCCAAAGACGGGUGACGUGCUUCCAGGCUGCAGUCUCUCGCAGCGUGUUGAAGAUGCCGUCACUGCGCUCAAUCCUUGCUUCAACAUAUACCAGAUAGCAACAACCUGCCCGCUGCUAUGGGACGUGCUUGGCUUCCCUGGUGCCUUUGAGUAUCUACCUCGGGGUGCAUCCAUCUACUUUAACCGUACAGACGUCAAGAAAGCUAUCAAUGCUCCUCUCGAUGUGAAUUGGAUGUCAUGUUCCGACGAAUCUGUCUUCGCUGGGGAUGGUGCGGACCACUCCGAGCCAUCUUCCGAUAAUGUCCUGGGUCGUGUCAUAGACGGCACGCAAAAUGUUAUCAUUGGCCACGGGGCAUUAGACUUUGGUCUCAUCGCAAAUGGCACACUUAUGGCAAUUCAGAACAUGACUUUUGGUGGAAAGCAGGGCUUCCAGAAGCGCCCUAUCGAACAAUUCUACGUCCCCUACCACACUGAUGGCACUGAUGCCACAUUAGCAGGCGCCGGUGUCUUUGGCACGGCUCAUACGGAACGUGGCCUAACAUAUGUUGAAGUUUCGCUGGCCGGCCAUAUGGUUCCGCAGUAUGCACCAAGCGCCGCGUAUCGACAUCUUGAGUUUCUUCUUGGCCGUGUCGAUUCGCUUAGCAGCAUGAAGCCCUUUACUACAAAUAAUGAGAGUUCUGUGUAG
This is a messenger RNA of Metarhizium acridum CQMa 102, 1605 nucleotides long. RefSeq lists its product as uncharacterized. The record is from RefSeq and is a predicted model, not a curated record. Gene Ontology annotation, molecular function: serine-type carboxypeptidase activity. Gene Ontology annotation, biological process: proteolysis. NCBI's taxonomy places the organism in Eukaryota, Fungi, Ascomycota, Sordariomycetes, Hypocreales, Clavicipitaceae.